GCACAUUAUUUCACUAUACCACCCAAAUAUAUUACUUUUAUUAUCAAGCUUUUACUGAUAGGAACCUAUUGAUUGAGCCUAGUUUCUUCAACUAAAAUGGAAGAAAAUUUACAUUAUUGCAACUUAGCAAUCACAUUAAUUGCUGUUCUCGCGUUUUCUCAUAUUCAUUACAGAAUUUGGACAUUGGAAUCCGAAUGUCAAUCUCUCACUGAACUAAAUUUUCGUUCCAAACGUGAUAUUCCCCUAUCAAGAGGCAAAAAUGCUUCAGACAUCCUGUGGCUAACAUCCUUGUCUUCUGUAAAAAUUGGAGAGCUAAUGCACAAAUGUACUGAAAUUCAUGAAUACUGUAGUGAACAAGACGACGUGCGCGGGAAACCGGGCCCUGUUGGACCUGUAGGCCCACCUGGAAAGAGUGGACCUGCUGGACCACAAGGACGAAGAGGGUUAAUGGGAAUCCCAGGGCACCCUGGACCUGUGGGACCACCUGGAAAUAUUGGAAAAGAUGCGGAUUGUUCUUCAUGCCCGAUUAGAGAUGAGCUGUUGAUGGAAAGGGAGUUCAAAUGUCCUACUAUUGAAAAUCUGGAAUGCCCGAACAGAGAAGCCAUUCCAACAACUCCCUGGCCUUCAGUCACACAUCAACCAAUGCCUGGAUUGGUUCAGCAGAUCCUUUCCAACUACAGUGAAGUCGAGGGAUGCGUGAAAAUAUGUUUGAAAAACUACACUCUCGAUGAAGAAAUUGAAGAGACCAUUACGACUCCAGUUGCAUAUAUUCAAGGAGUUACUGCCCAUUGCCGACUUCAAAACGUUGGAAAACCUGUGUUCCAUUCUCAUUCUACAACAUAUUAUGGAAGCUGGAUGAGAGAUGCAUACCCUCCAACCGGCGAUGACGCUAGAAAACGAUACGUAAUGAACCAUUUCCAAGGCCACGAGCUCAUCGAAUUUAGGAAUGAAGCUGAAAUGCGACGGGACCAUGUCGGAAAAGUCCAUCGCCUUCCAUAUAUAUUCGAUGGAACAAAUCAUGUUAUUUUCAAUGCAUCUCUUUUCUAUCAAAGAGCAGGAUAUCCAAUUAUUGCAAAAUACGAGUUCAACUCGAAACAGUACUCACAGUUUGAAAUACCGGGAGCAGCUUAUCGUGGGGAUCAGUACCUUUAUAAUAAUUCGAUGAAUUAUUUUGACUUGGCAAUCGAUGAAAAUGCACUUUGGGUCAUGUUUCACUAUCAGGAAGAAGCUUUCUUAUCAGUAGCUAAAGUGGAUAUAAAUAAUUUGACAAUUUAUGAGGCAUUCAACCUCACGACAGUAAAUCAUACAGAUGUUGCAAAUGGAAUCGUCGUUUGUGGAACAAUUUAUUUGGUGGAAAGUGCAUCAGAACAAUCCACGUAUAUCUCUACGGCAUACGAUUUCUACAGAAACACAUACUCCCAACCUUUGAUUAAAUGGAUUAAUUUGUACAAGAACGCCAAUAUGAUUAGCUAUAAUGCUUAUGAUAAGAGAAUUUACAUCUACGAUCAUGGUUAUAUGCUCUCUGUACCUCCACUUUUGCAUUGGCUGGCUAAAUAAUUUGUGUAGUACAUAGUUCAUUUACUAUAUUUUAAAAUAAAUUCAGUUUUAUUCGAGAAAUAUAAAGUAAUUAAUU
This is a messenger RNA of Caenorhabditis elegans, 1633 nucleotides long. It is a transcript of the gene cof-2, whose product is annotated as Olfactomedin-like domain-containing protein. The record is from RefSeq and is marked reviewed. Bases 97 to 1557 code for a protein of 486 amino acids. Gene Ontology annotation, cellular component: extracellular region. Lineage: Eukaryota; Metazoa; Nematoda; Chromadorea; Rhabditida; Rhabditidae. The transcript is spliced from 10 exons.